Molecule: messenger RNA, 11409 nt
Organism: Musca domestica (house fly)
Lineage: Eukaryota; Metazoa; Arthropoda; Insecta; Diptera; Muscidae
Gene: Appl
Product: amyloid-beta-like protein
Exons: 10
Coding region: 868-3390 (840 amino acids)
Biological process (GO): axonogenesis; central nervous system development
Cellular component (GO): neuron projection; neuronal cell body; membrane
Molecular function (GO): heparin binding; transition metal ion binding
Source: RefSeq, a predicted model, not a curated record
AUUUUUCCAUACACCAAUCGGAUUUUGUAGACGCAUCUAGGCGCAUACACACCGAGAGAGUUGAGCUGACUUGACUUGAAGUAAAGAAAAAAUAUUUUUUCUUCAAAAAAAGCAAAAAAAAAAGGAAAAUCUAUAAAAAAUUUUUGUGUGUUUCUUUGUGUGAGAUUUUUGUGAAACUAAAUUUUUUCCAAAAGAAAAAUUGAAACUCAGCGAAUAAGAAAAUCUAACAAAAUUGAAAUACCAAAAAAGGAAAAUAAUUUUAAACUAAAAAAAAAAACAAAAACAAAUUGGAAGAAAAUUAACCAAAAAAGAAUUGUGUGAAUAGAUUUCCCUGCGUUUUCCACUGGGGAAAAGUGUAGGACACCCUAAACUUCUCGGUAAUCACCACUACCACCAUUGCCGCCAUCAUCACCUCAACGAAUUUUGAGGGGAGCAGGCGUCGUACAUUUUUUGUUCAGCUCCUUGCAUGAAAGUAAAGUGAAGUUUUCCUUUGGCCCGUUUUAUUUUCCAAAAUCUAACGGGGAGUGUCACACCAGCAAUAAAACGAAAAGAAAAACCCAUUCAUUCUAAUUUGAAAAACGCAAGAAAAUCAAUCGUCGUUUUUGAAAAGAAAUAUCAAAAUCAGUGAAAAAGAAAUUGUAUUUUUUGUGAAAACCUAAACCCAAGUGAGAACAGAACAUUUACGUCAUAUUUUCUUUUUAGAGAAAAUUGUGCAAAGCGAAAGAAAGCAAACAAACAGAAAAAAGAAGAAACGAAACGAAACGCACAGCUAUUCUCCUGAUUUGAAUUCAAUUGGUUCUUGAGGAGAAUUUCGUCCCGAAAAUUUAUUCAACAACAAUCAGCAACCUAAGCUAUUUGGAUCUAAAAAUGUCGAGGAUAUUGACGUGGGGUCUAUUGGUCCUAAUGGCCAUAACGGCGACAUCACAGGUACAGGCUGCUUCACCACGCUGGGAACCACAAAUUGCAGUACUUUGUGAAGCCGGUCAAGUCUAUCAACCGCAAUACCUAUCCGAGGAGGGACGUUGGGUAACAGAUUUGAAUAAGAAAUCAACGGGUGCAACUUGUCUGCGUGAUAAACUCGAUUUGCUGGAUUAUUGUAAAAAGGCUUAUCCCAACAGAGAUAUCACCAAUAUUGUGGAGUCAUCACACUAUCAGAAAAUUGGCGGCUGGUGUCGUCAGGGAGCUUUGAAUGCCAACAAGUGCAAGGGAGCCCAUCGUUGGAUUAAGCCAUUCCGUUGCUUGGAAGGACCCUUCCAAUCGGAUGCACUCUUGGUACCCGAAGGUUGCCUCUUCGAUCACAUCCACAAUGCCUCACGCUGCUGGCCCUUCGUUAGGUGGAAUCAAACCGGCGCUGCCGCCUGCCAAGAACGUGGCAUGCAAAUGCGUAGCUUCGCCAUGUUGCUACCCUGUGGCAUCUCCCUGUUUUCGGGUGUUGAAUUUGUGUGCUGUCCCAAACAUUUCAAAACCGAUGAAAUUCGUGUAAAGAAAACCGAUUUGCCUGUUAUGCCACCCGUGGAAAUGCCCAAUCCCAUGACUGAUGAUCUCGAUGAUAUCAGCAGUGAUGACAAUGAUUCCAACUACUCGAAGGAUACCGCCGACGAUAUCGAAGACGAAGAUGAUGAGGAUGAUUUGUUGGCCGAUGAUGAGGAAGAUGAAAUGGCUGCCGAUGAUGCUACUGCCACUGGCGAUGAUGUCAAUGCUGAAUACGAUUCGGGUGAGGAUAAUUACGAAGAGGAUCCCGUUGAUACGACAUACGAUCAACAAGGUAGCUCAAGUGGUGCCAAACCAUCGAACAAACCCACAAAUUCGAAGGAUAUGGAAAAGGCCGGUGGAUCGAUGUUAGAUGGCAAGAAUAGCGGCGGCGGCAACAACAACAACGGUGAUCUGCCAAUGCCACCCACAACCGGCCAACCCACACCCGAUCCCUAUUUCACCCACUUCGAUCCACACUAUGAACACCAGAGCUACAAAGAAGCCCAACAGCGCCUCGAGGAAUCGCACCGUGAAAAGGUGACCCGUGUGAUGAAGGACUGGUCCGAUUUGGAGGAGAAAUAUCAGGAUAUGCGUUUGGCCGAUCCCAAGGCUGCCCAGAGUUUCAAGCAGAGAAUGACAGCUCGUUUCCAGACUUCUGUUCAGGCACUCGAAGAAGAAGGCAAUGCUGAGAAACACCAAUUGGCCGCCAUGCAUCAGCAGCGUGUUCUCGCCCACAUCAAUCAGCGCAAACGUGAAGCCAUGACCUGCUAUACUCAGGCCUUGACUGAGCAACCACCAAACGCUCACCACGUCGAGAAAUGCUUGCAGAAACUUCUACGUGCUCUCCACAAGGAUCGUGCCCAUGCCUUGGCCCACUAUCGCCAUUUGUUGAACUCCGGCGGUGCUGGCGGUUUGGAAGCUGCUGCCUCGGAACGACCACGCACUUUGGAACGACUCAUCGAUAUCGAUCGUGCCGUCAAUCAAUCGAUGACAAUGCUCAAACGUUAUCCCGAAUUGUCGAACAAAAUCUCCCAAUUGAUGAACGAUUACAUUUUGGCCUUGCGCAGCAAAGAUGACAUCCCCGGCUCCUCUUUGGGCAUGAGCGAAGAGGCAGAGGCUGCCAUUUUAGAUAAAUAUCGCAUUGAAAUCGAGCGCAAGGUAGCUGAAAAGGAACGUUUGCGUUUGGCCGAGAAGCAGCGCAAGGAACAACGGGCCGCCGAACGUGAGAAAUUGCGCGAGGAGAAGUUGCGCUUGGAAGCCAAAAAGGUCGACGAUAUGGUCAAGGCCGAACAGGAUUCUCAGGCAUUCACCAGCGAGGAGUCGAAGACUAGCAAAGACGAGGCCAUGGUUGAUCCCACAAAAAUGGCCCACAGUGAUAAGGAUUCAGCAGCAGAGGAAUAUGUUGAAGCCACACUCAGGUUUGUUGAUAGUCAUAUUUUAUGUGCAGGAAAAAAUCUAAUUUUCGUUAACAAUUCCAGCACCAAAACCCAAACCAUCCUGCCCACCGUGGAUGACGAGGCCGUUCAGCGUGCUGUCGAGGAUGUUGCUGCCGUCGCCCAUCAGGAAGCUGAACCCUCUGUCCAGCAUUUCAUGACACACGAUUUGGGCCACCGCGAAUCGAGCUUCUCUGUGCGCAGAGAAUACUCUCAUUCCUCAUCUGCGCAUGCGAAUAAGGAGGGACGCAAUGUCUACUUCACUUUGUCCUUUGCUGGCAUUGCUCUUAUGGCUGCCAUCUUUGUGGGCAUUGCUGUUGCCAAGUGGAGAACAGCACGUUCGCCCCAUGCGCAAGGCUUUAUUGAAGUUGAUCAGAAUGCCGCCGCCCAUCAUCCUGUGGUCCCCGAAGAGAAAAUCGUGCCGAGUAUGCAAAUCAAUGGCUACGAAAAUCCCACUUACAAAUAUUUUGAAGUAAAAGAGUAAACAUCUGCAGAAAAAUUAACAGAACACAAACAGCAACAACAACACACUUAAUUACUUAUAAUUAAAACAACAACAACAACAAAUUAUUCCGAUGAAUAUUUAACAAAAAAAGAAAAACCAAAAAGAACCCCAAGAACUUUUUAUGAAAACAAAAUCUUACAAUAAUUACAAUAAAAACAACCAGACAAAACUCUAUUAAACCCCUUCCCAGGCUCUGAUCCCCAAAAAAAAAAAACAAAAACCAAACAAACAAUAGGAUAUCUUAAUGUAAACUAACAGAGGACUGCUGUUAAGUAAACAUUUACACAAAAACAACAAACAUAUAUACAACAACAACAAUAAGAGAAAAAAAAAUGAUAUUUGAAAGCUAAGCAAUUUCAGAAAUCUCCCCUCACACUUACACAAUAAUUCUCAUUCACUCCAUGCAACAUCAAAACAUUCAAAACAAAACUAAAUUUAACAAACCAAAAAAUGAUGGAAAUUUUUUUCAAAUAAACCACAACAACAACAAAGAUAUUUUCUUUUACUAACAUUAAACGUCGUUCUUGUUUAGAGAGAUACUAAGGAAAACCAAAACCAAAAAAGUAAUGAAUCAUUGAUUGUGUGUAAUGCAAAAAAAAAAAAAACAAAAAUAAAUCUCGUAUAAAAAACAACAACUUAGUUUUAAGUCUACAACAAAAACAUAAUGUAAAACAACAAAAGAAAAAAUAUUAUUAUUAAAAAAAAUAAAAAUAAAUUAUUAUUUCCUACAACAGAAAAAAAAGAAAGACAGAAGGGAAGAAGUCUAUUUAAGAGUGUAACGGUAAAUAAGAAACAACAGAGAUUUGCUGUCAGGAAUGGGCCCAAGGCAAAUAUUGGGAUUGAAAUUCAUAUUUCCAAGCCAGGGAAUUUUCUGGCCCCCAUUCCAAAUGUCAAACUCUCCAAAUUUUUCUCAAUUUUAUUUCUUCGAUUCCUUCUUCAUUUCUUCUUGAAAAUAAAUUCCAAAUGCAAAUAAAACAACUCCCAGAUUAAAAACUAUAUAUUUAAACUAAUGAAAAUAAAAAAAUAAAAAAACAUUAACGAGCAGCUUACUACUCAAAACGCUUUUAAGCUAUGACAAGAAACAUAACAAAUAAAUGAAUGAUGAAUGAAAAUGAUGAAUAAAAAAUAAAAUUACCAGAAUUGCUAUUCUAGACAACUAAAACACAAAAAAAUCAUAAAUAAAAGAACUCAGAAUAACAAAGCAUAACAGCAACAAAAAUACGCUAUAAUACAAACUUUGCAAUGGUUCUUCAGACUUUGUUACACCUUGGCUAGGAGAAAGAAAACUUCAAAAGCAAAGCUCUGAAAGAAGAGAAACAAACAUGAAAAUCAAAACACAAAACUUAAGUCAACUAAAAUUUAAUGGAAAUACAGAUUUAGUUAAUUUUUUUUAAUUUGAAGGGUAAGAAGGGUCAAUGAAAAGGUCAUGUCAUGCCAUACCAUGUCGUAGAGCUGGAUAUGCUUAUCAUAACAUCAAUAAUCUCUUGACAAAUGUGCACUAUGCCAUUAAUGCAUUGCUAAAAUUGAAAUCCACUAAAAGAAACUCAGUGGCGAGAACACAAGCAAAAGAGUAAUUGCUAGUGUGUGCUCUCACCGAGUGCCCACAGACGCUCUUUUCUUGAAGUAUGCCACCUUAAAUUCAGAAGGGAUUUUUAAUACUUUCAUUCCCCUAAAACUUUUAGGCCAUCGUAGCGUCUCGGAAAGGGAAAAUAGCUGUUCUUUGGAAAUCCCAACGAGUUUCAUGUAUCACCUUUAAAUCUCUCGAGAUAUAUAGCAGAUUCAUUGAGGUACCUGAAGUACAGGUAUUGUCUCUUUACUUAUAUAGGUCCAGGCUGGAUAAAGAGUCGCACUUUAAUGUUCUCUCUGGUUACUUUGUUUUUCAAUGGCUCAGAUUGUGAGUGUAGAGAGAAUUACUCUCAUUGAAGGCACGCGUGCCUGCUUUUGCAUGGCAAUGAUUUAGUUUCCCUUGAGAAGGCGAAACAGAGGAAGUUAUUGUCAUACUGUCGAUUCCAUUGAUCGUUGAUCUAUGGCCUACGGAGAACCCGAAUAGGGUGUUGAAAAAAUACCAUGUUAAUGAGAAUAUAUGGGCGAUUUUAUAGUCAUUUAAUUCAGGGCCGCGUAGAGAGUCUCACUCUUAUAUUAUCCCAAUUUCUGAUUGUGGUUGUGAAGAGAAUUACUCUCAUUUGAAGGCACUCGUGCCUGUUUUGCAUGUCAAUGAUUUAGUCCCGGUCGUGUCUACACAGUCGAUUCCACAGAUCGUUAGAGAACCCGAAAAGGGUGUUAGAAAAAAACAAUGUUAAUGAGAAUGUAUGGGUGAUUUCAUAGUCAUUUAAAUAGUACCGCAUAGAGAGUCUCACUCUUAAAUUCUCCCAAUUUCUGAUUGAGGAUGUGAAGAGAAUUGCGUUCAUUGAAGGCCCCGUCCCUGAUUUGAAGCAAUGUCGGGCAAAUGCAGGCGCUUGUGCUCUCCACAUGCGAAAUUCUCUCCACACUCACCCAAUGUAAUCGGUGAUGAAUAGAAUUGGAAGAACAUUUUCUGCCCUACUCUGGCUUAACUGUUAACUUAAAGUUAGUGGGAGAGGGGGAGUUACUCUCUCGAUGUUCACGUCUGAGAAAUAUACACAAUCAAAGCUUUCGUGUUGGUAGCGGUUGGCUAGCCUAACUUGAGCAGCCUCGAAAAGUUCACAAAAUAUCUCUCAAAUUGCCAGGCCAGAGAGUCUCUUACCACUUCUAAUGUAUAUAUUGUGAGCAAGGCUGCUCUAGAUGACUAGUCCAUUUCCGCUAGGAACAUAGAGGUCCAAAAGCUCAGUGAGGCAGUUUAUGGGAGAGGCAUAGAGAUAAAACGUUUGGUACGAUGGACACCGAUGGAAGUUUUAAUUUUUUUUUUUUCAACGGAUUAUGAGUUUCAUAUCUUGAACCUCCAGGAUCAGUAAAUCCAAUUUGUUUAAAUCUUUGAUAGAAAAGAGUCCUUUCCUUUGAGAAUCUCUAGAAUUUUUUUCAUUUUCUUAGCUCUUAGUGAUACAUGGCAUGAUCUCUUCACAUAUCCUUUUUUAUCAGCUCGUCUUUCCCUUUGUUUUCCAUUUUAAUAAAAUAUUUUGCAAAAUACUUUUAUUUUAUUUACACAAAAUUGACAACUUAUGAAGCUUACCGUCAUAUCAGUUCAUCUUAAGUUUUGUACAUUUAAACACAAGUAAAUAAUUGUAUUAAACAAAUUUUUGUUAUAAUUUAUAUUUAUUUUUAAGACAUUUUCACAAAGAAAAAUAUUUAAAAAAUAUAUUUCCUAAAGGGAAAAUUACGAUUCGAGAAGAAAAAACAAACAAGAGAGAAAAAUGCAAUGUAAUUUACAUUGGGCGCCACAUUCUCAGAGAUGUCCUAAAGAGAAGAUUAUGAUUGACAUUUAAUGCAAGGGUGAAAAUUUUCCGACAAAAAAUGUAACGUACAUUGAGCGCCACAAUCUCGGAAAUGAGAGAGAUUUGUUUGGAUAUUAAUUAAUGUCAUUUUGUGGCUCCCUGGCAACAUUUUGUCAUCUUCUGCAAUUAUUAAUCUAGAGCCAUUAAAGACAAACAAAUGUACUUUGCUGCAUAAUAUUGGUGAAAAAAUAUCUAACAUAAAUAUUUUUGAAACUAUCCAGGAUAUUUUCAAUGUCAUAGAUUUAAAAAAUAAGGCAAUUUGUAGCAUACCUUGGAUAUAAGGAUAGUCUCUCCAGAUGAGCAUUGCUGACUAUUUCUCUAAACAGAAGGUCAUAUGGAAAAUGCCUCCCAUGUCCAAUGUCUCUCUUCUACUCUCAAACACUUUUCGAAUAGAUUUUUCAACUAAAAAAGUAUAUUUUCUUUGUAAAAGUUAAAAUCUGAAAGACAUUAAUUAUUAAAAUUACCUAGGUUAAUAUUUAUUUAUUUAUUUACUCAUAAAAUUAACUACAAAAAAAGAAUUAAUUAUUUAUUGUGUAAAAUAUAUGUAUGUAUUAAUUGAAAAGCUAUCGACACAAAAUUUAAACAAAUUUCCCUCUGCAAUACUAUGAAUUGUUUAUUGAAAAAGAAAACAAAAGUUACUUUGCUGUGUGAUUUUUUAACAAAUUCUUUUUGUGUGACUCGGAGGCAAUCGAUGGAGAAUUUUCUUUUUUUUUUUUGAAAGGACAGUGUCAAUUUAUCUGGAAAAAAUUAGUAUCUGACACUGGUUAAUUUUUCUAUAAAAAACGGGAUUAAGGAAUUAUGAAUGGGGAGAAUGCUUUACUUUUUGGAACAAAUUUAAAUCCCUUUAAUUUUGGAGUAUAAAAUCGACAUUAUUUGCCAGAGAUGAUUAACUCUAAAUUAAAAAGUAAUUUUCUCUAUUGGAAAAAUAAGGUCCAAUAUGGACUAUGGAAUAGCCACCCCAAUAUGACUGAGAUUAUUAAAAAACUUAUUUAACCGUAACUGAGAAAUCUGUUCUAUAGAAACAUGGAAUAAUCUAAAAGAAAAAAAUAUUCUCCUAAGUCUAAGGUUUUUUUUGUACAGUAAGAUAUUGAGCAAUUUUUCUGUACCAAAAAAACCUGCUUUGGGAGUUUAAAAUUUGUCUCCUUAAAGAAAUCAUAUCUGUGGCAUUUUUAGAGAUAGAAAAAUAAUUGCUUUUUGCAGGGAUUUUUUUUAUUAAAAUCGACAAUGCGGGAAGUCAGCUCUUUAUUCCCAAAGUCUUUUGUAUAAAAAGAUGCUUUAAUUUGGAAUGAUAAUUUUUUUCUAUAACGAAAGCUUGUUCCAUAGCAUUUUUUCCAUAUUAAGAAGACAGUUCCUUAAAGGCAUGGUUGCUACCAAGGGCUGAAGAAUACAAUUUUUCUGAAAUUUCCUUGGCAAGAUUUUUUUUCUGAAAAAGGCCGAUUCUAUGGGAGAUGCAGCCCUCUGAGACAAGGAAAGUUUUUCGAGGGAAAAUAAGUUUUUAUGGAUUUUUUGGAACAAAUAUCGGUUUCAUAAAUCCGCAUAAUUUUUCAAUAGAAAACAACCAUGACCGGAAAUUUUUACAUAAAGAAGUCAGUCUUCUAGUAGGGCUGAAGAAUUUUCUUCUUUGCCAAAAAGUAAGUCCCGAUGACCCUUUUUAAGGGUAUCCUCCCUGGGUCGGCAAUUUUUAUAAAAAAAAAACUUAAUUCUCUGUCAGUGGAUUUUUUUCUAUGAUUGAAAGACAAAGUUCUGGCACAUAGAGAUAUUUAUGAUCCCAUUUAUUACAAGGGACAAAAAAUCCAACAAAAAAAUGUAAAUUUAAAUUGGGCGCCACAAUCUCGGAAAUAAUUUAAGUCUAGAGAGAUUUCUCUGGGAAAAAAUUCAAUAAAAAAAUGUAAAUGUAAAUUGGGCGAGACAUUCUCGUAAAUGAACUGAGUCGAGCGAAGAAGAAUUAUAGAAGAAAUUUUUUGGCUUCCACCAAUAUUUUGUCAUAAUGCGCCACUUUUAAUGUGGGCCACUGAAGACAAACAACAAAUAUGCUUUGCUGCAUAAUAUUGGCGAAAAGUUCUCCAACUAUUUUCGGAACUUUGUGAAAAACGUCGUUUUUGUAGAAAAUGCAGUUGUCUGAGGCCGAUAAAGUUUUUCGACGGAAAAUAAGUUUUUAUGGGUUUUUUUGCAAAUUCAAAUAUCAGUUUCAUACAUAAGUCUCUUAGCAGGGUUGAAGCAGUUUCUUCUCUGGUGAGAAAUCAGUCCCAAGGACCUUAACCCCUUUUUAAAGGACCUUAACCCAUUUUCUUACAGAAAAAAAACUAAAUCCUCUGCAGGGAUUUUUUUAUUUUCUGCGGAGUCAAAAAAGGUAAUUUUCAAAUAAAAAGCACCCCUUUAGCUGAGACAUUUCGUUGAAUAGGAACAAGUAUCAGGGAGAAGAAAAAUUUGCCUGAGACCGGAAAAGUUUAUUGAUAGACAAUAAGUUUUUAUGGAUUUUUUGGAACAAAUAUUAAUUUCAUAAAUCCGCAUAAUAUUUCCUUAGAAAACAGCCAUGCCGGACAAUUUUAUAUAAGGAAGUCAGUCUCCUGGCAGGACUGAAGAAUUUUCUUCUCUGGCAAGAAAUCGGUCCCAAGAACUUCAAAUCCUUUUUGAAGGUAUCCUCUCUGGGACUGUCAUUCUCAUAGAAAAAAAAUUAAAUUUUCUGUCAGUGAUUUUUUUUUUAUGAAAGAAAGGUAAAUUUCUGCAUCUUAAGGUUUUCCUUCUUGCCCAGAUCUGAUGUAUCAGCCGUUAAAGAAAUUAUUUUUUUCAGAGUCAAAAAAAGUAAUCUUCCAAUAAAGCAACCCUUUAGCUGAGACAUUUCGAUGAAAAGGAACAAGUUCCAGGGAGAAGAAAAAAUUUCCCAUAGAAAAAAGUCUCCAGAAUAAUUUGAAACUAGCUUUCUUGGAAGUCUCUCUAAUAUCCUUUAAUUUUCCGACUAAUUUUUAGUUGAAACUUUGGCUUAAAAUUAAUUCGAAGUCCCAUAAGUUCUCUUUACAAUGUAUGUGCUCUCUCUUUCACACUACAAUUCUGAGCCCAUAUCAUUAAAUUUCAAAAUUGUUUUUCUAAAUUCAGCAAAGUAUGCAAAUGUUUUGUAAAAUCCUUGACACAACUACAUUCACAAAAAAAAAAAACACACAACAACUUAUUUCAUAAUACAUUAACAACAACAACAAAAAUGAACGUAUUAUAAAAACUAGUCAAACAAAAACCAAAUGAUGAAUCUCUAAGAAACAACAACAACCAAAAAACAAAAAACAACAAAAAUUAUUAUGCUUAAAUCAUCUAAUCAUUUCAAAUUUAUUAACAGCAACAAACAACAAAAAAAAAAAAAAAGAAAAAACAAAAAAUAUUUAUGUAAAACUUAGCAUGAAUGUAAGAGAAAACAAAAGAAAACCUAGAUUAAAAUCUUAUAAAAAAAUGUCAAAAAAAUUAAAAAAAUUGAAAAUGCAAAAUGAGAUGAUGAAGCAAAAAAGGAAAAACAAGAUAAAAACCCCGUCCUGCGUUAAAUAAAAAAUAAUAAAUAAAUAAAAAAACAAGAAGAAAAAACUUUACACAAAAAAUAAAUAAAAAAAAGACAAACGUAAACAAUUUAACGUAUAUAAAUAAAAGAAACAUAAUAAUAAUAAUAAUAAUAAUAAUAAUAAUAAUAAUAAUAAUAAUAAUAAUAAUAAUAAUAAUAAUAAUAAUACUAAUGAACAAACAAAUUAUCAUUUCCAAUUUCGUUUCGUUUACUUUUACAUUAUGUAAGUCAUACACAACAACAACAACAAAAUAUAUAUAAUAAAAAAUAAAUAAAAACCAAAAAAAAAUCUUAUAUAUAAAUGUACUCAAGACAAUUGUAAUUGCAACAAUAAUUGUACGCUAAACAAACAAAAAAUAUAUUUAAUAAUUAUAAUAAAUGAAAGAGAACCCCUCAAAAAGAAAACCACAAAACCAACAACAACAACAACAACAACCAUUCAAUGUAAAAUGUUUCAAAAAAAUACAAACCCCCUGAUCCGUUAACUCAGAAACCUAGAAAUCUGUUACAAACCUUUCAAACCUUGUUUGUUUUCCUUUCUCUCAAAAAUAAAUCAUCUCCGAUUAGUUAAAACAAAAUUCGCCCUUUCCCCCCCAAAAAAAAAAAAAAAAAACAAACAACCAAACACAUUUAACCACCACAACAACAAGAAAAAAGUAUUUGUGUUCUUCUUCUUUUGAAAUAUUUUGCAUAAAUAUAAAAACCAACAAAAAAACUAUUAGAAAUUGUGUUUUUAUUUCUCUUUGCUUUCUAAUUGGAUAAUUUGGAAUUUAUUCAAAACAGACAACAACCAAAAAAACAGGUAAUUAUCUUAUUAGCCAAUAUCUAUAAAACAAACUACAUUGAUUGGUGAAUAUUUUACACAAACAACAUAAAAAUACAAAAAAUUUAAGGAAGAAAAAACAAAAAAACAUUUUCGCUAUGAAAAUUAAAAAAAGAAAACCAAAAGUAAAAAUAAACCAAAGCCACCGCACCUGCUUCAUGUAUUUACUCUUAACCUAUUUACACUUGUUCCAAAAACCCUUUGCCCUUGCCCCGCUCCCCCCAAAA